Candidozyma auris is the source of this 804-nucleotide messenger RNA. RefSeq lists its product as uncharacterized. Lineage: Eukaryota; Fungi; Ascomycota; Pichiomycetes; Serinales; Metschnikowiaceae. The record is from RefSeq and is a predicted model, not a curated record. Gene Ontology annotation, biological process: proteasome assembly. Gene Ontology annotation, cellular component: cytosol; nucleus. The transcript has a single exon. Bases 1 to 804 code for a protein of 267 amino acids.
AUGCGAGGCGAAGGGCUCAACGGCUCCGAUACCUUACGUUGUGGCCUUCUUUAUCUUGUAAUGAUUCUCGAGGACGGCUUUCUGACUUCUGCACUUGAGGACUCUGUGUUAGUGAUCCCAACUAUUGCAGUUGGAAAUUUACCUCAAUUGUCGACUGAUCUACUACUACACACAUUCAAUUUUCAAAAAGUGGCCACUCUUAAUGAUGAGUUUCUCUUUCCAUUUGCAUCUCCUGUCGACCAUUCUAUCAUGAAGCAACAGCCAGCCGGCAUUUCGUUUGCAAUUGAAGUAUAUUACAGCAUCGACCAUCAUGUCACCUUGGUUCAACAAAGAUCGCCAAUCAUUCCUGGUUUCGUCGAGAGUCAUGUUAAAGAAGUCAUCGUCCAGUUCGUCAAAGCCGCCAAUCCUCAGCAUGUCUUAAUUUUGGAUUCAUCCGAUAGUGCUUUGGUAGAAGGAAUGCCUCAAGGCAACGUGCAAGUACACACGAGUGAGGAUCUUUUACGUGAGUCGUUUCUGUCACUUUUGAUUGACAAGGAUUCUGCAAGAGUGUUCUCUGAUGCUGAAAGUCGUUUCUCUGAGCAGACAAGGGCCCUUGAGAAGCUUCUCAAACCAUAUGCUAAUAUCGUUGUCUUGGAGUCAUUCGUCUACGAGGGAGACAACUUCUUCGAUGCCAAAGCUCUAGCUAGCAAAGUAGUUGAGAUGCUCAAUCUUCCCAAAGCAGUCUUUGAGACACCUGCAAGUUGGCUUGGAGUCUACGGCGACAAGCCAAUUCCUCUGGCAAUGGAAGAUGGCCUCUACGGAUGA